AUGACUGCGUUGGCGGGGUCAAUACCCAGGAUGAUGCGACCCACGCUGGCUCAGAAUUACCCCCGCAGUGGCUUCCCACUGGAAGUGUCUACUCCGUUGGGUCAAGGCCGAGUGAACCAGCUCGGAGGAGUUUUCAUAAAUGGCAGACCUUUGCCUAACCACAUCCGACACAAGAUCGUGGAAAUGGCCCACCACGGCAUUAGGCCGUGCGUCAUCUCCCGACAGCUCCGGGUCUCUCACGGCUGUGUGUCCAAAAUACUUUGCCGGUACCAGGAGACGGGCUCCAUCAGACCCGGGGCCAUCGGUGGCAGCAAACCCAAGCAGGGAACGACGCCGGACGUAGACAAGAGAAUAGAAGAAUACAAGCGGGAAAACCCGGGUAUGUUUAGCUGGGAGAUUCGGGAUAAAUUACUGAAGGAUGGGAUAUGUGACCGCAACAACGUUCCUUCAGUGAGCUCCAUCAGUCGCAUCAUGCGGAGUAAGUUCGGAGGCAAAGGCGAUGAAGAGGAGGAUGAGGAUGAAAUCGAGAAGAAAGAGCUGGAAGACAACGAGCGAAGGGCCAAACACAGCAUCGAAGGCAUCUUAGGAGACAGAUCGAGCCACUCAGACGAGGGUUCGGACGUUGAGUCGGAGCCUGAUCUGCCACUGAAGAGGAAACAGCGGCGCAGUCGGACCACCUUCACGGCCGAGCAGCUGGAGGAGCUGGAGAGGGCCUUCGAGAGAACCCACUACCCCGACAUCUACACCAGGGAGGAGCUCGCCCAGAGAGCCAAACUCACUGAGGCCAGGGUGCAGGUAUGGUUCAGCAACAGGCGGGCAAGGUGGAGGAAGCAAGCGGGAGCCAAUCAACUGAUGGCGUUUAAUCACCUGAUCCCAGGGGGUUUCCCACCCUCAGCCAUGUCCAGCAUCCCCCCAUACCAGCUCUCUGACAGCGCCUACCCCCCCUCAUCAAUAGCACAAGUCUCAGAGCCCCCCAGCACGGUGCAUCGGCCCCAGCCUCUCCCUCCUUCCUCGGGCCACCAGGCCUCCGGCGGUGGAGGACAGGGAGACGGAGGUUCUGCCUACUGCCUCGCCUCCGGACGCCACUCCUUCUCAGGAUACUCAGACAGCUUUGUGAGCCCUGGAGGACCGGCCAAUCCCAUGAACCCCGCCAUAGGAAAUGGCCUCUCUCCACAGGUGAGGUAUCAGGUGAUGGGCCUGCUGAACCCCGGCGGCGUGCCACAUCAGCCCCAAAGUGACUACGCCAUCUCCCCUCUGACGGGCGGCCUCGAGCCCCCCGCCGGCAUGGCCGCCAGCUGCAGCCAGCGCAUGGAUCACAUCAAGGGUCUGGAGGGUCUGACCAGCGUCCCCUCCAUGUCCGCUCUGCCCUCCCUGCCCAGCUCCCAGUCCUACUGCCCCCCCUCCUACAGCUCACCCGGCUACACAGUGGACCACGUGGCGUCCUACCAGUACGGCCAGUACGGACAAAGUGCCCUUUCUUAUCUGAGGCCUGAAAUCACCUGA
Messenger RNA from Scomber japonicus (chub mackerel), 1503 nucleotides. RefSeq names its product paired box 3b (gene pax3b). Gene Ontology annotation, molecular function: RNA polymerase II cis-regulatory region sequence-specific DNA binding; DNA-binding transcription factor activity, RNA polymerase II-specific. Bases 1 to 1503 code for a protein of 500 amino acids. Gene Ontology annotation, biological process: regulation of transcription by RNA polymerase II; anatomical structure development. Lineage: Eukaryota; Metazoa; Chordata; Actinopteri; Scombriformes; Scombridae. The record is from RefSeq and is a predicted model, not a curated record. The transcript has 9 exons.